Molecule: messenger RNA, 1191 nt
Organism: Striga hermonthica
Lineage: Eukaryota; Viridiplantae; Streptophyta; Magnoliopsida; Lamiales; Orobanchaceae
Source: the annotation of a GenBank genome assembly
AUGACGGCCGGUUGCGUCUCCUCACAGAAGAUGUCCGCUGCCAUUGACCCGGCGGCGCAGGAACUUCAGGAUGAUCUACGUGAAAUUGGUCAAAGAAUUAAUCACCAUGAGGACAACAUUAAAUACUUUAAGGGCUUGGAAAACAAAUUGGAGGAAUCUAUUGUCAGUAUGAAAGCUGCUCUCGAAGAGUAUGAUAAAGCAAGUGUGUCAGCAACAGUCAAUGCGGAUGUUAUGAGCGAACAAGGAACAAUUGGAGAAAUUCUUAAGAAUGACAAAUCUGCGGCAGCUCUUUUGUGUUUGAUGAAAAAUCAAGCAAAAGCCCUAGCAUUCGAGCAUUCACUUACAAAGGAUGUCCUGGGCAUUGUGGCUACACUUGGAAAAGUUGAUGAUGCCAAUCUUAGCAGACUUCUUGCCGAGUGGUUGGGUCUGGAGAAAAUGCUUGCAGUAGUUUGCAAGACGCACGAAGGUGUCAAUGCCCUUGAAGCAUACAACGAAGACGGUUUAGUAGAUAAAAGUCUCGGCCUUCAUGGAUUUGCAGCUAACAUUGGGAGGCCCUUGUCUGGCCGGUUUCUCGUUAUCUGUCUCGAAGAUAUAAGACCAUACACUGGCGAGUUCAUAGCCGAUGAUCCUCAAAGGAGGCUUGCCCUUCAAGAGCCAAAAUUACCGAAUGGCGAAACUCCUCCUGGAUUUCUAGGCUUUGCUGUGAACAUGAUCACCAUCGAUAACACCUGCUUGUACCAUGUUUUGAACAAUGGGCAUGGCCUAAGAGAAUCAGUGUUCUAUAAUCUUUUCUCAAAUCUGCAAGUUUACAGAUCAAGGGAGGAGAUGCUAGAGGCUCUUGAUUAUGUGGGAAACGGAGCAAUCUCUUUAGAUGGAGGGAUGAUCAGACAACAUGGAGUGCUUUCCUUGGGUCAGAAUCUGGCAAACACAGGUGUGAAAUUUCCAAAUGGCUCUGGAAACUUGUCAAACCAUGAGAGCUACUUUGAGAUUGAACGAAAAAUGAAAGAGACACAAUGGAAAAAGGAUCAAGCUUUGAGCGACAUGCAGAGAGAGCAGAUGCUAUUGGACCAUGCAAAGUUAAACCACGAGAUGAAAAAGAAAGAGAUUCUUCAGUUUCUUUCGCAAAGCUCGUUGCAUUCGCCUCAGUCUCCAAAGGACAAUGGAUCGGACUCGGACAUGGUUCUUAACUGA